Megalops cyprinoides (Indo-Pacific tarpon) is the source of this 11186-nucleotide messenger RNA. RefSeq names its product CUB and sushi domain-containing protein 1-like. The record is from RefSeq and is a predicted model, not a curated record. The transcript is spliced from 71 exons. The coding region runs from base 205 to 10959 and encodes 3584 amino acids. NCBI's taxonomy places the organism in Eukaryota, Metazoa, Chordata, Actinopteri, Elopiformes, Megalopidae.
UGGAUCAAGGAAGGCUGUGAGGGUCUCAACUGUGCAAUCUCUUAUCUCUGCAGUAGCCCUUCUUGAUGAUAUGAGAGCUAAUCUAGAAGAAUCCCCACACCAUAGGCGUCAUACCUUUUUUCCAAGGCUGGAUCUCUAUGCAUUUUUGUGAUCGUUGAAAAUAAAACCCAAGAAACCCGUGGGCUGCCCGGAAUAACAGCGGACAUGACUGCGAUGGGAAAAUUAAAGCAUAUUCUGCUUAUUUUCGCUGGUCUGAUUACUGCAAUUCACGGGCAAACUUGUGGUGGCUUGGUACAAGGCCUCAAUGGAACAAUAGAGAGUCCUGGCUUUCCUCAUGGGUACCCCAACUAUGCCAACUGUACCUGGAUCAUUGUCACAGGGGAGCGCAACAGGAUACAGCUCUCAUUUCACACCUUUGCACUGGAGGAGGACUUUGACAUUGUCUCCAUCUACGAUGGGCAACCUCAGCCAGGAAACCUGAAAAUGAGAUUAUCUGGCUUCAUGUUGCCAUCACCUAUCGUGAGCACAGGUUCAAUUCUGGCAUUAUGGUUCACCACUGAUUUUGCAGUAAGUGCCCAAGGAUUUAAAGCAAUCUAUGAAGUGCUACCAAGUCACACGUGUGGUAAUCCAGGGUUGAUACCAAAAGGGAUUAUCCAUGGGUCACGGUACAACAUUGGUGACAAAAUCCGUUACAGCUGUGUGAUGGGAUAUAUCCUAGAGGGCCAUGCUGUGCUCACAUGUAUUGUGAGUCCAGGGAGCGGGGCAUCAUGGGAUUUCCCAGCACCAUUUUGCAGAGCUGAAGGAGCAUGUGGUGGGACCUUGAGGGGGACGACUGGAACAAUAUCUAGUCCGCAUUUCCCCUCUGAGUAUGAGAACAAUGCAGACUGCACAUGGAGCAUCCUUGCUGAACCAGGGGACACCAUUGCUCUGGUCUUUACUGAUUUCCAGCUGGAGGAUAGAUAUGACUUUUUGGAAAUCAGUGGCACAGAAGCCCCAUCCAUAUGGCUGACGGGUAUGAAUCUGCCUUCUCCUGUCAUCAGUAGUAAGAACUGGCUACGGUUGCAUUUCACAUCUGACAGCAACCACAGACGGAAAGGAUUUAGUGCCCAGUACCAAGUGAAAAAAGCAAUUGAGCUGAAGUCCAGGGGUGUCAAAAUGCUUCCAAGCAAAGACACAAACCAUAAAAAUGCCGUCUUGAGCCAAGGGGGGAUGGCAGCAGACAUUUGUCCAGAUCCUGGUAUUCCAGAGAAUGGGAAAAGGAUUGGUGCAGAUUUUCAGGUUGGUGCCAGCAUCCAGUUUUCCUGUGAUGACAGCUAUGUGCUUCAGGGAUCAAAGAGCAUCACUUGCCAGAGAGUGACAGAGACGCUCGCUGCCUGGAGUGACCACAGGCCUAUCUGCCGCACAAGAACAUGCGGCUCUAAUUUAAGAGGACCAAAGGGGUUCAUCACGUCUCCCAAUUACCCAGUACAGUAUGAAAACAAUGCCCACUGUGUCUGGGUAAUAACUUCAGCUGAUCCUGGCAAAGUCAUCAAGCUAUCUUUUGAGGAGUUUGAUCUUGAGAGAGGGUAUGACACCUUAACAGUAGGAGAUGGAGGAAAGAUUGGUGAUGCAAGGAGAGUGCUCUAUGUUCUCACAGGGUCUAGUGUUCCUGACUUGAUAGUCAGUAUGAGCAACCAGAUGUGGCUCCAUCUACAGUCUGAUGACACCAUUGGUUCCCAAGGUUUCAAGGCUAUCUAUGAAGAAAUUGACAAAGGAGGUUGUGGGGACCCUGGAAUUCCAGCGUAUGGAAAGCGAACAGGGACCCAUUUUUUGCAUGGAAACACGCUGACUUUUGAGUGUCUACCGGCUUUCGAAUUGGUUGGAGAGAGGACAAUUUCUUGCCAGCAGAAUAACCAGUGGUCUGGAAACAAACCCAGCUGUGUCUUCUCCUGCUUUUUCAAUUUCACCGCACCAUCAGGAAUCAUUCUUUCCCCCAACUACCCAGAUGAGUACGGGAACAACAUGAAUUGCGUGUGGCUGAUUAUUGCCGAACCAGGGAACCGGAUUCAUCUCAUCUUCAGCGACUUUGACGUGGAGCCCCAGUUUGAUUAUCUUAUUGUGAAGGAUGAUGGUAUGUCGGAGCCAACCACCUUUGGGACUUUCUCUGGCAAGGACGUCCCUUCACAGAUCGCCAGCAAUGGACACAUCAUGCGCCUGGAGUUUCAAUCCGAUCAUUCCAACACAGGAAGAGGAUUCAACAUAACAUACACAACAUUUGGUCAGAAUGAAUGCCAUGAUCCAGGCAUCCCCAUAAACGGCCAGAGGUUUGGUGACCACUUCCUUCUAGGAAGCUCUGUAUCAUUCACCUGUGAUGAGGGUUUCAUCAAAACACAUGGAUCUGAGGCAAUAACAUGCGUGAUCCAGGAUGGAAAUGUGGUUUGGAAUGCAGCUGUCCCUCGAUGUGAAGCUCCUUGUGGUGGGCAUUUAACAGCUCCAAUGGGAAUUCUGCUUUCCCCUGGCUGGCCUGGAUAUUAUAAAGACUCCCUGAACUGUGAAUGGGUGAUUGAAGCAAGAAAGGAUCAUGCCAUAAAGAUAACAUUUGACAGAUUUCAGACAGAGGUUAAUUAUGACACUUUGGAGAUUCGAGAUGGCCCUGUCAACUCUUCUCCAUUAAUUGGGGAAUACCAUGGAACUCAGGCACCGCGUUUUCUCAUUAGCACCAGUAAUUACAUGUACCUGCUAUUCACUACGGACAACAGUCGAUCCAGUGUGGGCUUCCAGAUUCGCUAUGAGAGCAUUAUGAUGGAAACGGAUUCCUGUUUAGACCCAGGUAUUCCAGUCAAUGGGAAACGACAUGGAAACAACUUUUCCAUUGGGUCCAAAGUGACAUUCAGCUGUGAUCAAGGCUACACACUGAGCGAUGAGGAGCCAAUUGUGUGUGAGAGAAGCCAUCAGUGGAACCAUGCCUUACCCAGCUGUGAUGCUUUAUGUGGAGGGUAUGUCUAUGGCAAAACUGGCACCAUUCUAUCACCUGGUUUCCCCGAUUUCUACCCAAACUCACUGAACUGCACUUGGACAAUUGAGGUGUCACAUGGAAAAGGGGUGCAUUUGGUGUUCCACACCUUCCACCUGGAGGACUCCCAUGACUACCUGCUCAUCACAGAGGGUGGGAGCUUUAUGGAACCGGUGGCCCGGCUCACAGGCUCAGUCCUGCCGCCCUCAAUCAAAGCAGGGCUCUUUGGGAACUUCAGUGCCCAGCUGCGCUUCAUCUCAGAUUUUUCCAUGUCAUAUGAAGGCUUCAAUAUCACUUUCUCAGAGUACAAUCUUGAGCCCUGUGAGGAUCCAGGAGUGCCUGCCUACAGUCGUCGCAUUGGUUUCCAGUUUGGGGUCGGGGACUCGCUGAUUUUUUCGUGUUUCCCCGGUUACCGGCUGGAGGGUGACAACAAGAUUACUUGCUUGGGCGGUGGUCGGCGGGUCUGGAGUGCAGCCCUGCCAAGGUGUGUGGCUGAAUGUGGAGCCUCCUCUGUUGGGAUAGAGGGAAUUCUUCUGUCUCCCAAUUACCCGGCCAACUAUGACAAUAAUCAUGAGUGUAUUUACCGCAUUGAGACUGAGAGGGGAAAGGGCAUUCGCAUUACUGCCACAACAUUCCAGCUACAUGAAGGAGAUUACCUGAAGAUCUAUGAUGGGAUGGAUAAUUUGUCUCGACUCCUUGGUAAUUUCACAAAAAAUGACAUGUACAACGUCGUCAUCAACAGUACUUCAAACCACCUGUGGAUUGAAUUCAACAGCAAUGGGACGGGCACCAACAAGGGAUUCAGGCUUGCCUACACCAGUUUUGAUCUUGUUAAAUGUGAAGAGCCAGGGACUCCUAAUUAUGGAUACAAGAUUCAAGAUGAUGGCCAUUUUGCUAACACAUUUGUGCUGUACAGUUGUAACCCUGGCUACACUCUCCAUGGAAGCAGUACUUUAACAUGCCUCAGCGGAGAUCGCAGGGUGUGGGAUAAACCAUUACCUUCAUGUGUUGCUGAGUGUGGAGACCACAUCCGUGGAGCCACAUCUGGGCGCAUAUUAUCACCAGGGUACCCAGCACCCUACGAUAACAACCUGCACUGUACAUGGUCCAUUGAGGCUGAUACAGGCAAGACCAUCAGCCUACACUUUAUUGUGUUUGAUACAGAGGUUGCCCAUGAUAUCCUGAAAGUUUGGGAUGGUCCAAUGGAAGGGGGCAUCCUUCUAAAAGAAUGGAGUGGAUCUUCUUUACCCGAAGACACGCACAGCACCUUCAACAUUUUAACCCUUCAGUUUGACAGUGAUUACUUUAUCAGCAAGUCUGGCUUCUCCAUUCAGUUCUCAACUACAACCGCCACUACCUGUAAUGACCCUGGGACUCCACAGAAUGGAACGCGUUACGGGGACAGCCGAGAGCCUGGAGACACUAUCACCUUCAUGUGUGAUCCUGGCUACCAGAUACAAGGAGUGGCCAAAAUCACCUGUGUGCAGCUCAACAACAGGUUCUUUUGGCAACCUGACCCUCCGACAUGCAUAGCUACCUGCGGUGGUAAUGUGACAGGCCCUGCUGGGGUAAUUCUAUCACCCAACUAUCCACAGCCCUACCCACCUGGAAAGGAGUGUGAUUGGAGGAUCAAAGUCAGCCCAGACUUUGUCAUUGCCCUAAUUUUUAAAAGUUUCAACAUGGAGCCCAGUUAUGACUUCCUACACAUAUAUGAAGGCGAAGACUCCAAUGGACCACUAAUAAGCAGCCUUCAAGGGAACCAGGCCCCAGAUCGCAUUGAAAGCAGUGGAAACAGCCUGUUCCUAGCUUUCCGCAGUGAUGCCUCCCUUGGUCUGUCUGGAUUUGCAAUUGAAUACAAAGAAAAACCUCGAGAGGCUUGCUUUGACCCCGGGAAUAUAAUGAACGGGACCCGUCUUGGGAUGGACUUCAAAUUGGGUUCGACUGUAACCUAUCACUGUGACUCUGGGUACACCACUGUGGGUCCAGCAACUCUCACAUGCAUCAUUGGCGCUGAUGGGAAACCUGUAUGGGACAAGGCCCUCCCCACAUGUAAAGCACCAUGUGGAGGACACUACACUGGAUCUGAGGGAGUGGUGUUGUCUCCAAAUUAUCCACACAAUUACACUGCCGGGCAAACCUGCUCCUACUUCAUCACUGUAUCUGCAGAAUUUGUGGUGUUUGGGCAAUUUGCCUAUUUUCAGACAGCAAUGAAUGACUCUGUGGAGCUGUUUGAUGGGGCCAACCAGAAUGCCAGGCUGCUCAGCUCCCUUGCUGGAUCUCAUUCAGGAGAGACCUUGCCUUUGGCCACUUCAAACCAAAUUAUGCUGAGAUUCACCGCAAAGAGUGGCCCAACUGCAAGGGGUUUCCACUUUGUUUACCAAGCUGUUCCUCGCACGAGUGACACCCAGUGCAGCUCUGUUCCUGAGCCAAGAUACGGGCGACGAAUUGGGUCAGAGUUCUCUGCUGGGUCCAUAGUCCGAUUCGAAUGCAACCCUGGCUACCUGCUGCAGGGAUCCAAAGCAGUCAAGUGCCAUGCGGUCCCCAAUGCUCUGGCCCAGUGGAAUGAUACCAUUCCUGUUUGUACAGUUCCAUGCAGUGGGAAUUUGACAGAAAGGAGAGGAACCAUCCUCUCCCCAGGGUUCCCAGAGCCUUAUGGGAAUAGCCUGAAUUGUGUUUGGAGGAUUAUUGUCACAGAAGGAGCUGGGAUCCAGAUCCAAGUUAUGAGCUUUGCUACAGAGCACAACUGGGAUUCCUUAGAAAUCUAUGAUGGUGGAGACAUGACAGCUCCAAAACUAGGAAGCUUUUCAGGUACCACGGCUCCAGCUUUGCUCAACAGCACCUCCAACCAGCUAUACCUGCAUUUUCAUACAGAUAUCAGCGUUGUUGCUGCUGGAUUUCACUUAGAAUACAAAACGGUUGGUCUCACCACCUGCCCAGAGCCACUAGUGCCUAGCAAUGGAAUAAAAACAGGGGACCGCUACAUGGUGAACGAGGUGGUGUCAUUCAGCUGUGAGCCAGGAUAUGUGCUGCAGGGGCACUCCCAUAUCUCCUGCAUGCCUGGGACUGUGCGUCGCUGGAACUAUCCGCCUCCUUUGUGCAUCGCUCAGUGUGGUGGAACCCUCUAUGAUCUCAGCAAUGUCAUCCUAAGCCCUGGAUUUCCUGGAAACUACCCUGGUAAUCUGGACUGCACCUGGAAAGUCUUGCUGCCUGUUGGAUACGGUGCUCACAUCCAGUUUCUCAAUUUCUCUACGGAGGACAACCAUGAUUUUUUAGAGGUGCGCAAUGGACCACACCACACCAGCUCCUUGAUUGGCCAGUUCAGCGGAAGCCAGCUGCCACCAUUGCUGCUAAGCACAACACAUGAAACAGUGAUUCACUUUUACAGCGACCAUUCUGAAAACAGGCAGGGGUUUAAACUGUCCUACCAAGCAUAUGAAUUGCAAAAUUGUCAAGACCCCUCACCAUUCCACAAUGGAUACAUCAUUAACAACGAGUACAGCGCAGGCCAGUCAAUAACCUUUGAAUGCUUCCCUGGCUAUGUUCUAAUUGGACACCCUGUUCUCACAUGUCAACAUGGAAUCAACAGAAAAUGGAACCAUCCCUUUCCCCGGUGUGAGGCUCCAUGUGGCUACAAUGUAUCUGCUCAGAAUGGAACAAUAUAUUCUCCUGAGUAUCCCAAUGAGUACCCCAACUCUCAGGAUUGCACUUGGCUCAUCACAGUACCCCAUGGUCAUGGCAUUUAUAUCAACUUCACCCUGCUCCAGACAGAGCCUGUCACAGACUACAUUGCUGUGUGGGAUGGACCAGAGCAAUCCUACCCACAGCUCGGAGUUUUUAGUGGCAAUACAGCUUUGGAGUCAGCCUACAGCUCCUUCAAUCAGGUUCUGAUAAAAUUUCACAGUGAUUUCUCCACGAGUGGAUUCUUUGUCCUCAAUUUUCACGCUUACCGCCUGAAGAAAUGUGCUACACCCCCUACAGUUGAAGAAGCAGAGUUUAUUUCCGAGGAUCAAGACUAUGAAAUAGGAGACAUUGUGAAGUAUCGGUGCCUCCCAGGGUUCACACUCGUAGGAAAUGAAGAACUCACCUGCAGACUGAACUCCCACCUGCAAUUUGAAGGUCCAGCUCCUUCCUGUGAGGCCCAGUGCCCUGCAAAUGAAGAAAGGACUGCAUCAUCUGGAGUGAUUCUCAGUCCCGGCUACCCAAAAAACUAUCCCAACUCCCAGACAUGUUCCUGGGCCAUUAAAGUACAGACCCCUUACACCAUCUCUAUCUAUGUAGAGAUGUUUCAGAGUGAGAAGCAGUUUGAUGAACUGGAAAUCUUUGAUGGAUCCUCUGGUCAGAGCCCAUUGUUGGUGGCACUCAGCGGGAACCACUCCACACAACUUAAUUUCACAAGCAAGACGAACCAGUUGUACCUCAGAUGGUCCACCGAUCACGCAACCAGCAAGCGAGGAUUCAAAAUACGCUACACAGCUGCAUACUGUAGCAUAAACAACUCUCCUAGAAAUGGCAGAGUUCUCAACAGAACAGGGGAGCAGCAAGGAAGCACAUUGCAGUACGUCUGUAAUCGGGGCUACAGGAUUGUGGGCCAGAGUAAUGCAACAUGCAGAGUGCAUUCGAAUGGACUGUAUGAUUGGGACGUCCCAACUCCACUUUGUCAAGCUAUAUCAUGUGGAAUCCCUGACCCACCUGGCAAUGGUUCCUUCCAUGGUUUCCAAUACACAGUGGGUAGUAAAGUUAAUUACCAGUGCAAUGAGGGGUAUAGGAUGGAAACCAGUCACUCUUCCACUGCUGUCUGUCAAGAGGAUGGAUCCUGGAGCAACGCUGCACAUCCACCACGUUGCUUACCAAUACAGUGCCCCAGCAUUGAAACAGUGCUCUCAGAGCAUAUGGUGUGGCGUCUGAUCUCUGGGUCACUGAAUGAAUUCGGAGCUCAGAUAAUGCUAAGCUGCGCUCCGGGUUUUUACCUGGGAGGCAAGAGAAUCAUCAAGUGCUUGGCUAAUGGAACUUGGGAUGGCAUUGAGGAGAGAUCCACCUGCAAGAUCAUUUCUUGUGGGGACCUGCCCUCUCCUCCUAAUGGCAACAAAAUUGGCACCUUGACCUCUUACGGUGCCACGGCAAUAUUCACAUGUAACACUGGCUACACACUGGCGGGGUCACAUGUGAGGGAGUGUGGGGCUAACGGCCUGUGGAGCGGAGUGGAAACAAAGUGUCUUGCUGGUCACUGUGGUUCUCCUGACCCAAUCACAAAUGGCCACAUCAGUGGAGAUGGGUUUAGUUACCGGGACACUGUUGUCUACCAAUGCAACUUGGGUUUUCGACUGAUCGGCACUUCAGUUAGAAUUUGCCAACAGGAUCAUAAAUGGUCAGGACAUGCUCCAGUUUGUGUCCCCAUUACAUGUGGCCAUCCUGGCAAUCCAGCGCAUGGUCGAACCAACGGGAGCGAGUUCAAUCUCAACGACAUAGUCAACUUCACUUGCAACACGGGUUAUCUUUUGCAUGGUGCUUUGAGAGCACAGUGCAGGGUAAAUGGACAAUGGAGCAAUCCUCUCCCAGUUUGCCGAGUGGUAAACUGCUCGGAUCCAGGCUUUGUGGAGAAUGCCAUUCGUCACUCUCAGCAGCGCUACCCAGAGAGCUUCAGCUACAGAACCAGUGUGAUGUAUCACUGCAAGAGGGGCUUCUAUCUGCUGGGUUCAUCAGUUCUUACCUGUCAGUCAAAUGGUUUCUGGGACAGAUCACUUCCUAAGUGCCUUUCUAUUUCCUGCGGCGAUCCUGGCACACCACCUAAUGCUGUCAUGUCAGGGAGAAAGUUCACCAAUGGAGCUGUGGUGUAUUACUCCUGUGGCCAGGGCCGAACUCUGAUUGGGAACGCUACCCGCUUCUGCCAGGAGGACGGGCGCUGGAGUGGGUCACCACCUUAUUGUUCAGGGGGAAGCCCUGGAUACUGCGGUGACCCUGGCAUCCCUCCUCAUGGCUCUAGACUAGGGGAGGAGUUCAAACUGAAGAGUCUUCUGAGGUUCACGUGUGAAGCAGGCUACACACUCAUUGGGUCUGCGGAGCGCACCUGCCUCCUCAAUGGCUCCUGGAGUGGGACGCAACCAGUGUGUGAAGCUGUGUCCUGUGGAAACCCUGGAACUCCAGCUUAUGGGAAGAUCAUCUUCAGUGAUGGAAUCCUUUUCUCUAACUCUGUGACGUAUGCCUGUUGGGAGGGGUACAAGACAUCUGGCCUCACCACUCGGCACUGCACCACCAAUGGGACCUGGACUGGAUCCUCCCCAGACUGCACAGUGAUCAGCUGUGGGGAUCCAGGUCCAAUUGCAAAUGGAAUUUACAUGGGAAAUGAAUUGACAUUCAACAAGACUGUCCAAUAUCACUGCAACCCCGGCCACAUCAUGGAACCUGCUGGGUCACUGACUUUACUCUGCACCAAAGAUGGGACAUGGAAUCAAAGCAAGCCCAGCUGCAGAGCGAUCAUGUGCAGCCAACCCCCAACCAUCAGCUAUGGGAAAGUGGAGGGUUCAGACUUCCAGUGGGGCUCCAGUGUGACCUACAGCUGCUUCGAGGGGUACCAGCUGUCCUUACCUGGCAUAGCCACGUGUGAGGGCAAUGGCACGUGGCGGGGCGAGAUCCCACAGUGUCUACCCAUACUGUGUGGGGACCCUGGAACACCAGCAGAGGGCCAUGCAGAGGGAAAACAGUUCACCUACAGGUCAGAGGUCACAUUUCAUUGCAGGGCCUCAUACAUUCUGGUGGGAUCAUCGAGGAGAGUGUGCCAGGCAGAUGGUACCUGGAGUGGGAUCCAGCCCUCUUGUAUAGAUCCUGCAUAUAAUGUGUGUAGAGAUCCUGGGACUCCAGCCUAUGGGAUACCUGUGCAAGCUCAAGGAUACGAGGUGGGAAGCAAAAUCUUCUUUAAAUGCCGGAAAAACUACCAUAUAUUGGGAUCUACAACAAGAACAUGCCUUGAAAAUUUAACAUGGAGUGGGAUACAACCAGAAUGCAUAUCUCAUACUUGCAGACAGCCAGAGACACCCUCUCACAUUGACGUGAAAGCUAUAGAUCUCCCUACUCUGGGAUAUACGCUGAUGUAUACAUGUCAAGCUGGAUUUUUUCUGGCUGGGGGAUCGGAGCACAGGACAUGCAAGUCAGAUGGAAAAUGGUCUGGAAAACCACCCAUCUGCAAAGUUGGGCCCAAAAUAAAUGACAAAACAAAAGGAGCUGAUUCUGACGUGCAGAAAAAUAAGAUACAUGUUCCUGCAGAUGUGUUUUCUUUAAACUCUGCCUGGACUGGUUUCUAUGAAUACUUGGGGAAAAGGCAGGCUGCCACCAUAACUGUCAAUGGAUUCAAUGCGACAGCCAGUAAAGUCAAUGUCACACUUUUGGAGCACAGUGGUGUCCAAAUUAAGCUGUCAGGGACAUAUAAAAAAGAGGAAAAUCAUUUACUGCUAAAGGUGUACCAGAUCAGAGGUCCUGUUGCAGUUUCUUUCAGUAAAUUUAAAAAUGACAAUUGGGCAAUGGAUGGAUAUGUAACAGCAGAGUCUGACAAGAAUACUUUUGUGUAUCAAGGUUUUAUCCAUGGCAAGGAUUUUGGAAAAUUUCUGUUAACAAGACAAGGUCUUAUAACAACAGAUAUGGAUCCUUCACAUCCAUACUAUGGCACAAAUAGCAGUUCGGUGGCAGCUGCCAUACUAGUGCCAUUCUUUGCUCUAAUUUUAUCAGGGUUUGCCUUUUACCUCUAUAAACACAGGGUACUUUCACAAGACACAGAUGACAGUGAGAGACCCAAAGACGUAAUCAGGGCCGGCUGCAGAACAAGACCAAAAGUACAGUUCAACGGCUAUGCGGGUCACGAGAAUACAAAUGGACAAGCUUCAUUUGAGAAUCCUAUGUAUGACACAAACAUGAAACCGACAGAGGCAAAAGCUGUAAGAUUUGAUACAACUCUGAACACAGUCUGCACAGUAGUAUAGCCUUUAUCGUCUGCAUUUGACUGGUUUACAGCCAUACCUCUUGGGUAAGCAGUAACUCCUUUGGUGCCAUAUGCUCCUUUGUGACACUUUGCUUUACUACUAUAGUGUAUUCACUUUAUACAAACUGCUCUGUGGAGAUGUGGAGAUAAAACGAUCAAUGAUAAAAACUGAAGACCAUUUUUAUGGAUAUACUUUAAAAAAGACUUUCCAUGGAGUAAAGAUCAAGA